Myxocyprinus asiaticus (Chinese sucker) is the source of this 3588-nucleotide messenger RNA. RefSeq names its product mical-like 2b (gene micall2b). NCBI's taxonomy places the organism in Eukaryota, Metazoa, Chordata, Actinopteri, Cypriniformes, Catostomidae. Bases 182 to 2596 code for a protein of 804 amino acids. Gene Ontology annotation, molecular function: protein binding. The transcript is spliced from 17 exons. The record is from RefSeq and is a predicted model, not a curated record.
UUCUCAACUUCGGAUGACGGUAAGAUCGCUUGUCGUGGAAGAGUGAAAACCAGAAGCGUUGGUAAAAACAUUCAGCGAUCCUUCUACGUGUAAACCGCAUUUAAAGGGAGCCGAAAACACCGUCCACAGAUUGUUGGAGUUUGAAGUGAUAUUAGUGGCUGUGUAAAUCGCAUUCGCACCGAUGGCAGCUAUAAAGGCUCUUCAACAAUGGAGCAAAAUCAAGUGUGAAGGAUACCGGGAUGUGUCGAUCACAAACAUGACCACAUCGUUUCGGGACGGUUUGGCUUUCUGCGCUCUAAUUCACAAACACAGACCAGACUUGAUAGACUUUGACUCUUUGAGCAAGGAAAAUAUUUAUGAAAACAAUCAACUGGCUUUCCAGGUGGCAGAGAAGGAGUUGGGUAUACCUGCCUUGCUGGACGCAGAAGACAUGGUGGCUUUAAAAGUGCCUGAUCGUCUUAGUAUUCUCACCUAUGUCUCCCAAUAUUACAAUUAUUUCCAUGGACGCUCUCCUAUUGGAGGUAUGGCAGGGGUGAAAAGACCGGCUGAAGAAUCUAAUGAAGAACCAUCUGGGAAGAAGAACCAACCUGUGACAGCUAAAACUUUUACAUCGCCUAAACCAGCAACAGAGAUUAAGACACCAAAACCAGCAAGUGAAAUUAAGAGGGAAGUUCUGGUUGAGCGUGCUAAUAAAACAGGAACUCUGAGCAGCAGCUGUGGUGUGUGCAACCAACAUGUUCACCUUGUGCAGCGCCACCUAGUCGAUGGCAAGUUGUACCACAGGAACUGUUUUAGAUGCAAAGAGUGUUCCAAUAUUCUCCUCUCCGGUACUUACAAGGCUGGAAAAGUACCAGGCACUUUUAUCUGCAAGACACACACAAGCACUGAGAAGCCUCUGACCACCCAGAGAACGUACAUCACAGGACCACCACAGAAAACACAGUCUAACGUUAUCAGCAAGAGCACAAACUCCACCCUGACUGACCAGAAUGCUUUAAGUGGAGGUACUGGAAAGGCUGGUUCAGCGCCUAAUGUAUCUAAACAUGGCUGGCUGACCAGUAAAAGUGACCGAACACCCACUCGUUAUCCUGCUGCUACACCGUCCCCAGCAGUUCAGCUCACACCAGCACCAAAAACAACUCCAACACCAGCAACUAUGACCAUGAAAACCCCCAUUAACCUCAGAACGCCCACUGAGAUGCCUAAACCCAUAAGCAACAGUGUACAGAAGAACCAAGAAGUCAGAAAAAGAUUCUUUGAUUCAAGCAACAAUUCCAGCAGUGUUGUUCCUGCCAAUAAGAGCACCUCAGCAGACACAUCUACUACAUCAGUGACUCCAGGAGGUCCUAAAACUUCUACAUCAGAGCACACAACACCUGGCACCACUGCAGGAAGUGGAGCAAGCAAAGGUCGAGUCCUGCUGCGGGUGGGAGACUGGGCGAAAGUGCAAGAGAAAGAAAAAGAGAAGGAGAAUGAAAAGGAGAAAGCCAAGGCUCUGAUCUGCAAGAUGGUGACGGGGGAUAAAAAUAACAGUAACUCGUCUCAGAGUCCAGCUGGGCUGAAAGCAAAUGGCAGUAAUGUUUCCUCUGCGGAAUCGGGUGUUAAAGGUCCUCUUGGAAGGGUGCGUCUGAAACCACUGGAUGUCAGCGUGGAACCUACUGCCCCUGCUGCUGGAACACCAUCCUGGAUAAAAGACAAAAGCUCAUCCAAGCCUGCAAACUCGCUGUCUACAAACAGCAAGGAUAAUGGUACCGCACCAUCUGACUGGAGGACCAUGCUCAAGCCUGUUUCAAAAACUGUCAGUUCCAUCGAAAGCACCAGUUCUCUCACCAAGCGGCCAGAAGCAGCUUUUUCUCCACAGACGAAAGGGCUCGGGAUCACCCAGGCUUCUGUUCCUGCCCCACCUACCACCAACUGCUCAACUGAUGUCAACUACCCCAAAACACCCUCACCUAGCUUGCUGAAAAAUGGGCCUAGACCUAGUGACUCCAGCAGUAGCAGCAGUAUAUCUUCUGUGAGCCCCUCAGGGACUGAACCUCACAAAUUGCAAAAGCCGGAUUAUAUUCCUAAAGAAGAGAUUACAAAAGAACUGAAGGAAAUCGAGAUGAAUCUGAAUGAGCUGGAGAAGAGUGGAGUAGAGCUGGAAAAACAACUCAGACAGUGUGAUGAGGAAGGAGAAGAGGAUGCAUUAAUGAAUGACUUGAUGGUGGACUGGUUUAACCUCAUCAGAAACAAACAGGUCUUCAUGAGGCGUGAAUCUGAACUUGUGUACAUUGCCAGAACGCAGGAUCUAGAGGAAGAGCAGCCCAGUGUUGAGGCAGAGCUCAGGAGACUGCUUGAGAAACCAGAGCAUCUGAAGACCUUUUGGGAUCGUAAACAAGAGGAAGAGCUAAUGGCCAAACUGAUGGAGAUAGUGAACGACCGAAAUGCCAUAGUAGAGGGGCUGGAUGAAGACAGACUAAGGGAGGAAGAGGAGGAUGUGCAGCUGAAUAAGAUGAUGCAGAGUCUUGAUAUGAAGAAAGACAAAAUCAAAAGAAAAUCAUCCAUAUCCCAGUGGUUUAGCAGGAAGAGCAAACAGACGCCUGUGGAGGACUGAUCCUCACGGAGGGUGUGUCGGUGUAUAUGUGCGCUUGUGUGUAUUUGUCUCAAACACUGUUUUCUGCUAAUUAUCAUAAACACUGCAGUUUGAGGCCGGAUCACAAAAUCCAAAUUGCAGUCACACAGUCCUUAACAGAUGGGAUUAUGGAGACUCAUGGUGUUAUAUAUUUUCACACUCCUUUCUCAUGUACUUUUCUCACAUUUAUCGUCUGUCUCUGCAUCCUUCUUUGUGGAUGUGAUUUGUGCACUUGUUAGCAAAAGUGGUGCACUUGAAUACUUCGAAUUAUGCCGAUUCUAUCUAUCAUUAUGUGUUUAAUCAGGGAACUGGAUGCAAUGUUGAGAGAAGAAAAUGUAAGUCAUCUUGAUUCAUAUUGGAUCAAAACUGAAAAUGGACGGGUUAAGGUCCAACUUUUUACACUUGACACUUGAUUUAUUUUUAUAAAUACAUUUUAAUUGAGAAUGUAAAAUUAUUUCCUUUGGUGUUCUUCUUGCUGGAUUCUUACUCGAUUGCUAUUUUAAUUAUCUAUUAGCCAGACACACUUAUACUAACUCAACAGCAGGGGGCAGACAGUGACUGCUUUUAGCAAUUUCGCAUUCAGUAUCUUGUAUUUGAGCAGUCCGAUUCAACUUUUUAAAGAAUUAGUCAUUAGAUUCUUUCAUUAUAAUAUGAAUCCAUCAUGAUAUAUCUGCCACUAGGAUGUUUUUUUUUAACCACUGUCCAGAUAACUUUUUUCUUGCAUUGAAUAUGAGCUAAAGUUAAAAUUGUCAGCUUAUGAUCUCCUGAAAUUAGAGCACUUUCUUUUGUUUUUCAUAUGUUGUAGCUCUAUCUUUUCCCUGUAUUUGAUCAAAUAUGUGAUUUAAAAUUCUGUAAAGUGCUGUUUGUACUAAAAGAGUUCCUUAACUGCUUAAGUUUUUAAUUUAAGCCAAAAAGUAUUUUGUUUUCCCAACAUGUAAAUUAAAUGCAUUACUUCAUACAUUGUACAAAAUAAA